Babesia bovis T2Bo is the source of this 1248-nucleotide messenger RNA. RefSeq names its product Dcp1-like decapping family protein. Gene Ontology annotation, biological process: positive regulation of catalytic activity; deadenylation-dependent decapping of nuclear-transcribed mRNA; deadenylation-independent decapping of nuclear-transcribed mRNA. Lineage: Eukaryota; Apicomplexa; Aconoidasida; Piroplasmida; Babesiidae. The record is from RefSeq and is a predicted model, not a curated record. Gene Ontology annotation, cellular component: P-body. Bases 41 to 1198 code for a protein of 385 amino acids. Gene Ontology annotation, molecular function: enzyme activator activity; mRNA binding. The transcript has 5 exons.
ACAAAAUUUGCCACACCUUGGUUUCUGUCAAUGCUUCACAAUGGAUAAUGACGAUGGCGUAGACGACGUCGGACAACGUGCCGCGUCUAACAAUUCUGCCCUUGACGAAGUACGACGUAUGCGUGGGCGACUAAGUCUUAAAUUGCUACUUUCAUGCGAUCAACACGUCAAGGAUAUUAUAUUCCAGACACCCUUCGUAACGGCAUACGAGCUAAAAGGGAACAACGAAUGGGAACGUGCUGGUAUAGAAGGAUUCCUAUAUUUGCUACAACGCGAUGCUGAACCUGCGCACAGUAUAAUCGUGGUUAACCGGAAAUUAGAACAUCACCUCAUCGAGUACAUUACACCUGAAUUCCAAGUGGCUCUGGAGGGUAAUUUUAUAUUCUACCGCAGCUUAAAUACCGCUACUGGCACAAUGCAUAAUAUCAGAGGACUGUGGUUCUACGACGAGAAGGAAUGCAUGACUACGUACAAUAAGAUAUUCGAGGUCAUAAUCAACAGGGAGCCUUUGUCAGGCUUUAAACGCGAUAGCAAUGUAACUUCAACGAACGAAGUGAAGCAACCCAUUCCAUCCUCUAUCCAUGGUACAGCAGCACCUUCGCAGGUACAGAUGUCUACUGAAGAUAUCGAUAUGCGUAUUGAAAUGUUAAGCAUGAAGAAAAAAGGAGGUUUGGUACAUCCAGGUGUGAACGCUCAUCGGAGAAUUAGUGAUGCCAAUACAACACCUAGGCAAGAAGCACAAGUUCAGAUGCCGUCAAUGGGAAUGCUACAUGGAUACAAUGUCGAACACACUGCAGAAUCACAUAGCCAUCAAGCCCCGCCGGCAAAUGCUCUACCUAUUCCUAGCCGACUACCUGGAUACAACCUAACAGUAAAAAGCGCUCAAGCAUACUCCAGUGACCACAAGCAAAUGUCUAUUCCCAUUCGUCCUACAGUGAGUAACCCUAGAGAAAAUGAAAUGGAUUACACAUCGUUCCCAAUGAAUACUAAUAUGAACCAUUACACCCAAGGGCCCAUGAUGGCUACACAUCAGCCAUCCAGAGAAACGCAAUCUAUACCAAUACAACCACGACAAGAAAUGGAGAUUAAAAUAACAUAUGACAUGCUAUGUUCUGCUUUCGCAGAAACCAUGCAAAGUGAAGAAUUCCUUCGCCUGGUAUGGCGUCGCCUAGCCUUGAAGGCGUCACACUACUUAUGAUGAUAUGUUUGUCACUGUAUAAUUUAUAUUAUAUUCUAUAUAAUGAAACC